This is a messenger RNA of Gossypium raimondii (Peruvian cotton), 1028 nucleotides long. RefSeq names its product 14-3-3-like protein B. The transcript is spliced from 4 exons. Gene Ontology annotation, biological process: signal transduction. Gene Ontology annotation, cellular component: cytoplasm. The record is from RefSeq and is a predicted model, not a curated record. NCBI's taxonomy places the organism in Eukaryota, Viridiplantae, Streptophyta, Magnoliopsida, Malvales, Malvaceae. The coding region runs from base 87 to 845 and encodes 252 amino acids.
UUAGGCGCCCACAAGAAAAAGAAAACAACCCGGAAAAAAAUAUUCCUCUCUUUCUCUCCCUCGGAAGCUCACCAAUUUCUGCAAAAAUGGCGACGAUGGUGCCUGACAAUCUAAGCCGUGACCAGUACGUUUACUUAGCCAAGUUAGCGGAACAAGCCGAACGCUACGAGGAGAUGGUUCAAUUCAUGCAAAAGCUCGUCCUCGGCUCUACUCCUGCCUCCGAGCUCACCGUCGAGGAACGGAACCUUCUCUCGGUCGCUUACAAAAACGUGAUCGGAUCUCUACGCGCCGCGUGGAGGAUCGUUUCUUCCAUCGAGCAGAAAGAAGAAGGUCGGAAGAACGAGGAACAUGUGGUGCUCGUCAAGGAGUAUAGAUCGAAGGUUGAAUCUGAGUUGUCGGAUGUUUGCGCUAGUAUCUUGACUUUGUUGGACUCGAAUCUGAUCCCAUCUGCUGCUGCGAGUGAAUCGAAGGUUUUCUAUUUGAAGAUGAAAGGGGAUUAUCAUCGGUAUUUAGCAGAGUUUAAGGUUGGUGAUGAGAGGAAAGCUGCUGCUGAGGAUACUAUGCUGUCUUACAAGGCUGCUCAGGAUAUCGCACUGACGGAUCUAGCACCAACGCACCCGAUCAGGCUGGGACUUGCGCUGAAUUACUCGGUGUUUUACUAUGAGAUUCUGAAUCAGUCCGAUAAGGCUUGUAGCAUGGCUAAACAGGCAUUUGAGGAAGCCAUUGCUGAGCUUGACACGCUGGGAGAAGAGUCUUACAAGGACAGCACUCUCAUUAUGCAACUCCUAAGGGAUAACCUUACUCUCUGGACUUCGGAUGUUCAGGACCAGUUAGACGAGCCAUAGAAGGUGGUGUAACCCGUGUUGGUCCUAGUCUUCUUCCGGAGGAGGUGGGCUUUGAAUGUCAUUUGCUUAUGUUGAUUAAAGUGUGUAAUUUAAAAUGGGAAGUAAUCCAUGGCAUGAUGCUAUACUCUAUCCCCGACUAGAUUUCUGAAUUUGGAAGCGACUUGGAUAGGUGGCAUUUUCCAA